Molecule: messenger RNA, 387 nt
Organism: Colletotrichum abscissum
Lineage: Eukaryota; Fungi; Ascomycota; Sordariomycetes; Glomerellales; Glomerellaceae
Exons: 1
Coding region: 1-387 (128 amino acids)
Source: RefSeq, a predicted model, not a curated record
AUGCGCUUGGACAACGCUUUGCUCCUCGCUUGUCUUGCAUCCGCUGUAUGUCAACAACAACUCUUUCAUCCGUUCCAGUCUCCACGCCAAGGCCAUCUCCGGGCCCUUGACUUCGGGCAUGACGUUUCGACGAUGGCAAGAUUCAGCAAAACUUUGGAUCAUUCCCACACACUCGGGAGUCACGGCUCGUUGACAGCCCAGCUUCGAUUACAAUGCGAAAACACAAAUAGUGCCGUCUGUUGGUCAUCAUGCCGUUCACAUCCGGUACCAUUCUGUAUCGAAGCAAAUUCUAUUCAACCAAGCCAACUGUAUUAUACAAUUAUCGGCACAAAGUUUACAACCUUUGCGGAAUGCUGUUGGAUGCUGCCAUGCUGGUCUAAAUGGUGA